AUGUCAAUAAGUCCUUCUACAAGGAAUGAAGAAAGUGGUUUUGAUGAGGAUGGUAGCAAAAGAAGAGGUAAAUCAACAACCACUUCGAACUUUCGAUCAGUAAAAAGAGCAAAGUUCUCAUCAGCUUUGGCAGAUGCACUGGAUAAAAUGUCUUUAAACGUUGCUCGAUUCAACAAGGAUAAUUUACUGUACGAUUCAGAUGAUGAGUUUGGAGAGAUUUUGCUAUAUUUUGCCCGAUCAGCUAACGAUGCACAGAUUCUUCUAGAAUGUGCCACAAACCCAGAUUAUGGAUUUCCAAUGCCGCCCCAAGGAAAAUAUUAUCUUGUUGAUUAUGGCUAUACAGACAUGUCUGAUUUUCUUUCGCCAUAUCAAGGGGAAAGGACAAAUGCAGAAGCAAAUGUAUAUUUUGAUGGAGGUGAAGAAAAUUUUGAAGUACAAGCCACUACUUUACAAAGCACGAAUGGAACUUUGACUGAUAAUGUAGAGUUCAGUAUUUCCAGAACUCAUAUACAUGAAAUGGCUCAUGUUCGUGAUGAAAUUGCUGAUCAUAUAUGGAGAGCUAGUUGA
This is a messenger RNA of Humulus lupulus (European hop), 567 nucleotides long. RefSeq lists its product as uncharacterized. NCBI's taxonomy places the organism in Eukaryota, Viridiplantae, Streptophyta, Magnoliopsida, Rosales, Cannabaceae. The record is from RefSeq and is a predicted model, not a curated record. The transcript has 5 exons. Bases 1 to 567 code for a protein of 188 amino acids.